UGAAACAUCCGAUAUAGCUUGGAACGAGAAAUGAAAAAAGGCUUACAUGAGAUGAUCUCACACUCCACCACCACUUCUAUCAUGGAACUGUUUGCGACAUGGUGGGAACCAGGAAAAUUGAUAGCAAAUGGAUAUGAGCGAGCGGACAAGUUAGACGAGGUAUAUCUUCUGCCGCGGAGAGUCCUUGGAACCAGAAACCUGCGACCAAGGCUAUUAUUAAGAAUGUCAACUGGCGUGGCAACCUUCCUACUGACGUUACUGACGUUAUUGUCGUUAAUCCUGUCACCGAUAUAUGCGAAGAUUGUUGGAGAAGGAUGUACGAUUAGCAAUUCAAGCGGGUUCUUGACGUCAGGUGUAUGCAAGUUCCUGGAAGACUGCCCGCCAGUUUACGACGCAUUGUUAGCCGGAAACUCACCAACUACAUGCGGAUAUAUAGAUUUUAAACCAAUAGUCUGUUGCCCGACAAACAAUGAAAACGGAAAGGAUAUCACCACGGAAAAGAUAACGUCAAAACUAACUACAAGCUCCACCGAAAGAAUAAACACGCCGCGGACUUUGAUAUUUGACAGCAGCAGAGGAUCAUUAGCGCGAGCAAAAUGUGCGGAGAGUGCGGUAGCUGUCUUCGGCAUAGCAAUACCACCUACACUUUUACUGGGCCAACGUCCUGUGAAUAUAUCGAGGUGCGCUCUGAGCACGCGUAAAUUGAUCCCCGGUGGUAAAAAAGCUGAGCCAAAAGAAUUUCCGCAUAUGACGGCCAUCGGAUUUCAAAAUACAGAGAAUGAGAUACUGUGGCUAUGUGCUGGUAGCCUGAUUUCCGACAGAGUGAUACUGACAGCGGCUCAUUGUAUUUAUAGCCAAGCCUGGGGAGACGCGAAGUGGGCACGAGUCGGUGACCUGAAUCUAGCGCAAACGAAUGACGAUGCAAGGCCGCAAACCAUCAGAAUCGUUGAAAGAAUAUCGCAUCCUGAUUAUAAAAGGCCGUCGGAGUAUCACGACAUAGCCAUAAUGAAGUUGGAAACCCCAGUUAUCUAUAACGCAUGGGCCAGGCCGGCAUGUCUCCCGGUUGACAUGCCUGAUAUUGGUACUGAUGGCCAUGCAGUUGCUACUGGAUGGGGGCUAGUUGAUUGGGCCGAGGAAGGAAGCCCCGAUAAUUUGCUGAAAACGACGCUCAGUUUGGUUCCGCAACAGACUUGCAAUGAGAGCUUUUUCGAAAGCGACAGUGCUCAGUUCGCACGAGGCAUUAUUGACAAAUGGCAAAUAUGUGCGGGAGAAAUAAGAAAGGAUAUUUGUCAGGGUGACAGCGGAGGACCUCUGACCGUUUUUAACAAUGUUCAUUACUGUAUGUAUAACAUAAUUGGUAUUACGAGUAUAGGACAACUGUGCGGAAGCAUCUUACCUGGUGUGUACACUCGAGUCUAUCACUACAUCCCCUGGAUAGAAAGAGCGGCAUGGCCGGAGUACUUCAAAAAUAAUCAGGACACUUAAAAAUUAAUUUUUAAAUAUAUUUUAUUAUUAAGUAUAAUUUAUAAUAAUAUUUUUGUCUUUAUGAAAAUUUUCUUUUCAUAAUUUUAAUCUUAUUCUCCUCUUAUUUUAAUCCCAAUUAUACAAAGUGUCUGACAUAAUACGUAUAUCUGCUUGUAUAUAGAAAUUAUGAAGUAAAAAUGUCCUUUAUCAUAUAUAUGUUACAAACAACUACGAUAAAUAUUAAGAUAUUAAAUAAAAAUUUGAUGAAAAAAUGCAUAUGAUAUGAGUUGUGUAAGUUGAUCUGAUCAAAUGCAAUAAGAAUGUGAUCAAGGAAUUUUAAAAUCAAUGUUUUAAUGUAAGAAAAAAAUUGA
Molecule: messenger RNA, 1835 nt
Organism: Harpegnathos saltator (Jerdon's jumping ant)
Lineage: Eukaryota; Metazoa; Arthropoda; Insecta; Hymenoptera; Formicidae
Product: serine protease persephone
Exons: 6
Coding region: 31-1485 (484 amino acids)
Biological process (GO): proteolysis
Molecular function (GO): serine-type endopeptidase activity
Source: RefSeq, a predicted model, not a curated record